CCCUAACAAAGGUCCUUCCUCUACGAGUGCGUGAGGCGGUGGAAGUUAAGCGACCACAACACGGGCGGCGAGUUCUUUUGAUUCGUGUGAUUUUCCAUGAGUUGUUUAUCCCACGUCGAGCAGCAUCCCAGGACACAGGUUGACAGAAUGGCCGACAAGAUGGUGGUGAUGGUGGUAGUUGCAGCAGCAGCAGAGCAGGACACUUGCUGGGAUGUUGUAUCCAUUGGCAGAACUGACCUUGUGUCCCACAGAUUUUCUAUGCCUUGUUAUGAAAGAGAAACUUGUCCAGUGAAACCUGUGGUUGUGAGGGGCACCACUGACCAGCCCAAUGGGUGUGUGAAGCGUGAUGUAAGUGAUAUUAAUAGAUGUGAUGUGGACACUUGCACCAGCACGUGUUCCUGUGGCCAUGAAUGCCUUAUGAAUGGUAUGGUAGGCUGUAAGAAAACUGGGGAAUCAAAAAUGAAGGCUGUUCACAUACAGACACAGGGACUGUUCUUUGCAGCUUUCCUAAGAGAGCUACAAAAAUCCCUUGUGUACAGAGUGUCAGUAGUGGAGCAGUGGACUUGUGUGUGGAGGAAAAGAUAUGAGAAAACCAGCAGUAAUGAUAACAGAGCAGGUGCAGUCAUCCAAGUCAAACUACACAACAGUCUGCCCCACGUGCUGGACUAUGCCUGGGGGGAGAGGAUGUGCCAGUGCGUGGUGGAGCGGCAGCAGCUGGACAUCAUGAUGUCGUGGCUCUCGACGCUAGGUGGGGCAUGUUCAGCCCUUGGGGACCACCUGGUAGACUUUGCAGAGCGAGCCGGGGCCAUCUCUGUCAAGCAGCUGGAGAUUGCAUUGCGCCUUGGGGACCCAAACAUGGCGUCCCGGUGCAGGCUGUACGCAGCUAUCUCACUCAUUCAGAAGUAUCGGUUCAAGCUUGCAGCGAGAAUCAUCAAGCAGGAGUACCUGUGGGCACUCAGUGUCCUGCCUGAGGCGAGGGACAUCCGUCUGGUCAAGAUGUGUCAGGGCAUCUGGACCAAACUGAGGCAUGAGAAAAAGAUAUACUGCCAGAAACACAACUUUCUUUCCACCAGGACCAUCUAGCUGCCACACUGCCUCACCUGCCAUGUCUCUACGCUUGCUGACUCACUGACUCUCUUGAGGUGUAAAUAAUAAGCUUUGAAGAUGAAGAGCUUGCUGGAUGGGUGAAAUGAGUGAAGAUGAUGGCAUAUAAGAGUUUGAUGCCUGAAACACAUGAGGAAAAACUUACGUAGAGUGGCUGAAUUAUAUAUUAACCACACUUUUACUUCUUUACUGCCAGUAGGCAUGCUAACCUAUCUUUAUUGGUCUUACACAUGGAAAGUUGUGAAUGCAAAGAUGAAGGCCUCUACACCUCAUUGCAGAAGAUGGCAAACACUGAUGCCACAGAAUGUAGCUGCCAAGCAUUCCGUUCCUACCACUACACAUGCAUGAGAAACACAGUAAAUAAUAACACAAAAAUGUUAAAAUGCUCCUUUUUGAUUAAAUAAACCACAGAAAAUACAAGGGCUCCAUCUCAAUAUUGUUGCUUUAAGGAAUGACCUAAGAGGACAAAGUCAAAGGGAAAUGAGUGUUCCUUAAUAAAAAUGCAUGCCAUACUCCUGCAAGUGUGGCCAAUCGGCUGGUGGUGCCAGUCAUUCCUGAUCCUUGGUAAAUGUCUGUUCCCUUCUCUUCCACCUUUAUCCUUCCUAUUUCUCAGCAACUGUUACCCAUUUAAAGCUGAGUGAACCUGAGAGUAGGUAGUCAGAACAAUCUCAACUGUAAGACGAGACUGACUUCCUGUGUUGUAGUUAGAUGCACUGCUGCCUGAGCCACACUACUCCCAGUAAUAGGAAACUCAAAAGGUUACACAUUUAUGUCUACCCCAGACUCCCUUAUUGUGUAUUUACUCUGCUGUUCUGUGGUUCAAUUGUUCAACAGUGAAGUUCCUUAUGCUGCUCCUACAAGGAGUUUUUGAGCAUCAUAGGACUGUGGAGUUAUAUGUGGAAAAGGUAUCAAAUGCUGGGUAAUGUUACUCUUGUAUUUGUAACUUUUUUAAAUAUUUCCAUUUGAAAAUUGUCCUUUUAGGUUUGUAAAUUAUUUUAAAGUUUAACAGUAUUCUGUUUUUAAGCAAGAUGCAUAAACAGAAAGUAACAAUAACAUUCACUUUCAUGUAACAUAUGAUUCAGGACAUCCCAGCUGAGUGCCAGCCUGCAGGUGUGGCAGCGCUCAGGGGCUGAUGCACCACCAGGCCACAAGUCACCAUGCCAUUCUCCAGCACAUGCUCUGAAAUGCUCAACUCAACAUGCUGUCAGUCAGUGAAGUCAGAUGUUGGCAAGGACAUAUCAAACAACAAUUCAUAGAUAUAUAGUAUAUAUACAUGAUUAAUGUAGAUGAUUUAAUAGGUACACAGUACCUUGGAUCAUAAAUAUGGCAUGUAAUUAUAUACAUCAAAUGUUUGCAUGCAUAUUGUUAUAAUUACAAUUGGUGCUGUUACAUAAAUUGGCAUAAUUAGUGUUAUUACUAAGGAAGUAUUGACAAUUUAAAUACAUACAGGGUAAAAUACAUUUAAUAAAAUGUUUCUAGGUAAAAAAUUAAAAAGUUGAAACUCGCAAAUAAAACCUGCAUAGUGAAUCACAAUUUAAAAUUUAAGUGUCUGCUCACCAAUCAGAUGCUUUUGAUUCAUACGUGUUGGUGUGUUAUACAAACUAGGUAAAGAAAAAAUAUAUUAUAUUUCAAAUAAAAUCAUAAAAGAGCCAAUAUUACAGGGCUCUCCUA
This is a messenger RNA of Scylla paramamosain (green mud crab), 2775 nucleotides long. RefSeq lists its product as uncharacterized. The transcript is spliced from 3 exons. Lineage: Eukaryota; Metazoa; Arthropoda; Malacostraca; Decapoda; Portunidae. The record is from RefSeq and is a predicted model, not a curated record. The coding region runs from base 97 to 1083 and encodes 328 amino acids.